This is a messenger RNA of Sclerotinia sclerotiorum 1980 UF-70, 258 nucleotides long. RefSeq lists its product with no specific name. The coding region runs from base 1 to 258 and encodes 85 amino acids. The record is from RefSeq and is a predicted model, not a curated record. Lineage: Eukaryota; Fungi; Ascomycota; Leotiomycetes; Helotiales; Sclerotiniaceae. The transcript has 3 exons.
AUGGCCAUGGGUACCCACAGAUUAUACACGGAUAUCCGUUUACGGAGCGGAAUAUCCAAAAUCAAAGAUAAUCGCAUUAACAUGAAACCCUGUCAAUGUCUGGAAUUUCUUGAAGAAAACGCCUUAAAGGACAAGAAAUGGUGCACUUUUGAUCAUGAGAUGAGAUUUUCAUGCAGGCAAAUAAUCGUAGCCAACAAGAAAAGAAGGAGAGAGUACACUGUCAUUUCCUCGAAAGAGCCGGUUUAUGAGGGAUGUUGA